GAACAUUACACGGAAGGAUGCUUUCAUGCUCCUCGCGUUGCUGUCAAAUCGGCGUUCCUUCGCUGCUCUGACGGCCCCCACCUGUUCGACGAAAUGCCUGAGAAUCGUUGAACGGUUUCCGCCCUUCUGCAACUCCAUCAUCCGCGCCACCAUUGAGAAAGGCUCUCCCACAAAAGCCUUGCUCGCCUUUGAAUCCCUGCAUUCCUCCGGCGCCCUUCGGCCGGACCACCGUACCAUCUCUCUACUCCUCAAAGCCUCCUCCAUCUCCCCCCACCUCUACAACGUAUCAGAACUCCACGGUUUGAUCAUCAAACUAGGUCUUCAAUGGCACAGCGCUCUGUCCUCUUCUCUCUUUCUGCUCUAUCUGUCCCGAAACCUCUUGAAACAGGCCCUGCAAUUGCUCGACGACAUUUUCGUCCAAGACACCGACCCAUUCUAUGGCAAUUUACUGAUCACCAGCUUUUCGCGGAAGGAAGACGUUGAGAGCUCCUACAUGGUGUUCAAGAAAAUGCCCGUGAGAGAUAAAAUCUCCUGGAACUCCAUGAUCACUGCUGCGGUUCGGAGCUCGCGGCCUAAAGAGGCCUUGAGCCUCUACAAGCGAAUGAUUGUCGCCGGCGUUGAGCCUGACUGCUUCUCUUUCUCAACUGUUCUCUCCGCCUGUGCUCGCGCCGGCGCACUGUGCCACGGAGAAAGGAUUCACCGGCUGAUGACAGAGAAAGAAGCAGGUUUUGAAUCCAACCCUUUUCUUUGUUCAGCUCUAAUCGACAUGUAUUCCAAGUGCGGAAGAGUCGAUUUGGCUCGAAGUAUAUUUGAUUCUGUAAAUAGAAUCACCAACUCCAUCUCCAUCUGGAAUUCCAUGAUCACCGGUCUAGCAAUCCACGGCCUUGGCGCGGAUGCCCUCCAGACGUUCGACAAUAUGCCCAAACAUGCUAUUUUCCCUGACAAAGUCACCUUCGUAGGAAUACUAACCGCAUGCAGCCACUCUGGCAUGGUGGACGAAGCGCGCUUCUACUUCAAUUCCAUGCAGCGAGAUUUCUUCAUCAAUCCACAGUUAGAACACUAUGGAGCCAUGGUGGACGCCCUAGCGCGCGCUGGGCAAUUGAGCGACGCCUACGAGCUGAUAAAAGAGAUGCCGAUUGAGCCCGAUUCUGCCAUUUGGCGAGCUUUACUCGGAGCUUGUCGAAGGCUUAGCCGUUGGGAUGUUGCAGAGAUGGCGAUGGGGGAGAUGAAGCGAUGCCACAGUGGAGAUUAUGUUCUCCUCUCAAACAUCUACUCGUCAGCUAAGCGUUGGGAGAAGGCUGAGGGAGUGUGGAGAGUGAUGAAGGAGAGAGGAGUGCGGAAGGGUAAGGCAUUGAGCUGGGUGGAGAUGGAUGGGAGAGUUCAGCAGUUCAAGGCUGGAGAUCGAUCGCAUCGCAAUUCUGAUGAGAUUUAUAGAGUGUUAGGGGAGCUAACGAGGAGAGCUAAGGCGGAGGGAUAUGUGCCUGUUACUGAAGGGACUACCAAGGAUGUUUCCGACGAGGAAAAGGAGGAGACUUUGAGCAGUCAUAGUGAGAAACUUGCAGUGGCUUAUUGCGUGAUGAGGAAUGGUGCAGAGGGGAUCCAUGAAAUUCGGGUUUCGAAGAACUUGCAGACUUGCUGGGACUGCCAUGGGUGGAUGAAGGCUGUAUGUAAGGUGUUGGGAAGGGUGAUCACUGUCCGGGACAGGAUUAGAUUCCACAGGUUUGAGAACGGGGAGUGCUCUUGCAGAGAUUAUUGGUAAUUAUGGGAGCAGGGUGAUUUGCAGAUAGUUUUGAAUUUAACAUUAUAAAUGGUAUAGUGAGCGAGCAUGCCAUUAAUUAAAAGAGGAGUAUUGCAUAAAGCAUAACAACAUCAAAGUGGUGGAUAAGAAUCUAUCAAUAUGGAGACUAAGAGUUUGUGACUAUCUGACAUUUCCUAAAUUUGAGGAGAUAAUGACUUGAAUUAUCUAUGUUGCGUGGGAGAGAACUCCAAGAAAUUCUCCUAGAGCAGAGACGCCCAAAGGAUACUUUAAUUCAAUUGUGAGGAGGAGACUUUUUGGAUCUAGAGCCUUGAUCUCUACUCUAGUUGCAAAUGAGACAUAUUAUCCUGAUGGUUUGGAGUCGACUUCAACUCUUCAUUACGAGGAAAGGAGGAAUGAGGAGGUCGCCACUAUUCAGUGCCUUCCCAAGGGAGAUUGAUGAGGUCAAGCCUCUAGCAAAAUAUAAAAUCUCUCACCUUGAUUCGUUUAAGGGAAAGAUAAUUCUGGUGGCCAUCUUGCUUACUUUGAGUUGGAUGCCUCUCUUCUUUAUAUCAUCAAUGCAUUGAAGUGUUGGAUAUCUUCACAAUCUUCAAGGAAUCACCUCUAAGGUGAUUCUCGCUUCUGUCACUCAAUGUCAUUCUCUUCUUUAGCUGAGUUCAAGAGGUUGUUCUUGACUAGGGCUGCAAACGAACCGAGCCGAGUCAAGUAUGUGAGUGUUCAUGUUUGUGUUCAUUUAAUAUUAGCUUGUUCAAGUUUGGUUCA
Molecule: messenger RNA, 2518 nt
Organism: Dendrobium catenatum
Lineage: Eukaryota; Viridiplantae; Streptophyta; Magnoliopsida; Asparagales; Orchidaceae
Product: pentatricopeptide repeat-containing protein At5g50990
Exons: 2
Coding region: 26-1759 (577 amino acids)
Biological process (GO): RNA modification
Molecular function (GO): RNA binding; zinc ion binding; protein binding
Source: RefSeq, a predicted model, not a curated record